AUGGCCACAGCAGGGCUGCGUCCCGACGAGCAGGGCUCUACUUCUACCACCGCCGACAGCACGGGCAAUGAGGCAGCAUGGAAGGCCGGAAAGGCGCGACGCCAACAGAUCAGCCAGAUCCUGCGGUCAAACUGGAUAGGAGCUCAACGAAGCCUACUAGGAUCUCUCAACGAGUUCCGACACUGGCCGCCGCAGGAGGUCCGCGACCUGUUCGACAAACACAUGCCGCCGAUCAAGGAAGGCAAUGACAAUGGCGACGAGGCACGAAAACUGUACCCACUGGGACCGUUGUAUAGGACCGUGGCCCAAGACUCAAAAAGCCGGUGGAAAGGCCUGGCGGCCAAAGUGGCCAUGGUGGGAGCCGUAGAUGCGCUCGCCAUACCAUUUUCGCCGUUACUGUUGCUGGCCUCCAAGGAGGAACGCAAGAAGACGCUGCAGUACAUGGCAGAUCUUAACGUGGGAGUAAUCUCGUCGUCGUUCUUCGUCAAGGCCGAUGUCAGACUGUUGGAAGAAGCCGCCCAGUCGGGAAAAGCACUAUGCGUCAAUAGAUGGGGCACCUUCCGGAUCAUGGACAGCGGGUACAUGGCGAUCUCGCACGUGUGGGCGGAGACGAUGGCGCUGGAGUAUCACGACGAGAAGACGGAGCAAGACGAGCGCGGGCUCAACAUGCACCAUUUCAUCCGGAUCAUGGACGUCGUCCGGCGAUGUGGCAGUGGCAGCGAAUGGGUCUGGUUCGACUUGCUGGCGAUCCCCAAGGGCCACGACGCGGCCACGAAAGUGCUCAAGACCAAACUGAUCAACAACCUGCGGCACGUUUACGCCAAUGCCACGGCAAUCGUGGUUCUUGACAGCCUUACCCUGCAGUUGAACUGUGCCGGCGAUCCGCUCAUCACCGCGGCCGUCCUGUCGUGCGGCAUGUGGCUUUCGCGCGUCUGGACAUAUCAGGAAGCCAAGUUGGCACAGAAACUCAAGAUUGUAACGGCAACCCACGUCGUCGAUUUCGAGGACAUGGUCACCGCCCUCAGUACUGCCCAAUCUCGCGACGAGGACCGCUGGCAUCAGAUCUACUUGACCUUUCAGCGUUUGGUGCCCCUACAUCAACAGGGCAUUUCGCUCGCCGAUAUCGCACUGAGCUGUGACCACCGCUCCUGCGAGAAUGAGGUCGACUACGCCAGAGGCUUUUUUGCCUUGCUCGGCCUCGAGUGGAAGCCGCACUAUACUUACGAGGAUGGCAUGUUGGAGAUCCUGCGUUCGCAGCCUCGGCAUGCCGCACGCAUCGCCGCCAUGCAUGGCCCCCGGGGCCUGCCUGCCCCUUACUCCUGGGCGCCCAAGUAUCUGGCGCGGCUCGAGGGCCGCAUCUACGGCGAUCUCGAUGCCCAGCUGGGCUCGUUAGUCGGCCACUGGUAUACCAUCGUCGUCAAGCGCGUCGUUACGAAAUUUGUCCCUGAAGGCUACGACCGCUGGGUGUGUGAUUUGGUUGUCGGUGAAGUGUAUGAUGAUGAUGACGGCAGCCACGGUUCUGCUUCUGAACAAGGCAACACUGACAGCAAACGAGAAGUCGAGGCUCAGAUCCAAAUCGAGUUCUACCCAUCCCACUGGACACCCGCCCUGGAAACGUGGCUGAACGAAACAAUCCCCAACGGCAAAGCCCGCUUGCUAUGUGGCGAGCCACUGGACUUUAACUACCGCGACACCGCCGAUCAGCAUGCCCGCAUCGUCUUGGUGGCGACAUCGACCGUUGGGCCUGUCGCGGAUCUGAACCUUAGUGAUUGGGGAACGGUGGCCGGCAGUGCCGUUGUUAAUUCUACGCAUUUGGGAGGUGUGAGGGAGACCAGGUUGAGAUGGCUGUUGGAAUAA
Messenger RNA from Exophiala dermatitidis NIH/UT8656, 1857 nucleotides. RefSeq lists its product as uncharacterized. The transcript has a single exon. Bases 1 to 1857 code for a protein of 618 amino acids. NCBI's taxonomy places the organism in Eukaryota, Fungi, Ascomycota, Eurotiomycetes, Chaetothyriales, Herpotrichiellaceae. The record is from RefSeq and is a predicted model, not a curated record.